This is a messenger RNA of Sipha flava (yellow sugarcane aphid), 1381 nucleotides long. RefSeq lists its product as uncharacterized. The record is from RefSeq and is a predicted model, not a curated record. Bases 76 to 483 code for a protein of 135 amino acids. NCBI's taxonomy places the organism in Eukaryota, Metazoa, Arthropoda, Insecta, Hemiptera, Aphididae. The transcript is spliced from 4 exons.
UAUACAUCUUCUGAUUGGGAUCUCACGUUUGGGCUGUUAAGGCAAGACGAUGGUAAAUUCAGACUAGUAAAAACAAUGAGAACCGAACCGUGGCACGAACCUCUGUGUAUGACAAAAACGAUCAAAAACAAGUCUGGAGUUUCAAAUCUUAUCAUUAGUGGAAGUGAUCUACAUUUAACCAUAUGGAAUAACAGUCGAUGUGUUCGGACCACUCGAGGAGUCGAUCUCGAAAGUCCAAUUACAAAUAUGAAAAUCCCUUAUCAAAUGGAAAACAAUGAAAGGCAAAAUAUGAUUUUAUUCUGUAAUGACACAGAUAUAGGUAUUUUACAACAACCUAUUGAUGGAAACCCAUUCAGAAACGCUGCAGUACUCAGCUCCGGAACUAAAUUGAUCGAUUUCGGCAUUUCGCAUGAUAACAAAUACGUUUUUAGUAUCAGCGAGAACAGUCCAUCGAUGUUGAUGUGGUCUUUUAACAAAACGUAAACAUUCUAAACGUAUUUCAGAAAUCUAGUUUUGUUUACAUAAUAUUUAUCAUCGGAAUAGCAAAAACGAAUACAUGUAAUAUAAAACAGUUAUAUAGCCUUAUAGGAGAUAAAAAUGCUUACGAUAUCUUAUAAAUAUUUUAGUCCUUAAAGGUUCCUGUAUAAAAUUAAGUGUGGUAAUGGUGGGACGUUUUACUUCUCAACACUCGUAAUGGCCAAUUCGGCAGACCAUCACAUCGCAUGUAUUUUAUAUGUUUUAACAUGAUCUCUGAAGUAUUGAAAUGAGUAAUGAGGAUCCAUCUAGUGGAUUAGUAUUGUGAUUACAUAUAUUUGUAAUACAUUGGUCGCCGUUUAUAGUGUUCACUGGUUAUAAGAAUCAGCCGCUUAUAGUGAUCCAGAAUGCCAGGAACGGAACAAACAGCUGUUAAAAGUGCAUUUUUCGUCGCUUACAGUGUUUAGGUUUUCGGUUAUUGUGAUCAGAAAUAAUCAUCAAAAAUAUAAAAUAUAAAUAUAAUUUAGAAUAAUAUCACCUCUUUUUGUGUAUAGGGACGAUUACGAAUGACAAUUAUCUUAAUCGUGAAUAAUCCAGUUAAUCUUAUCUAAUGUAACCCACGUAAUGAGCGAUACUUCAUACCGUGCAUUCUUACAUGCUUUAAACCGUUUUUGUUCUCACAAGCACCGAUAUUUUUACACUUUAUACCCAGUUUGUUUUCGUCCGUCGUUACUGUUUGUAUAGUAUGUAGUCAGUAGUGCACACAGGGAUGGUAAGGGGUGUCGACUGACACCCCUCAGAAAAUUGAUGGAUAACUAGUUCUGUGCAGUGGCGCCGAACUACAAAAAAUGCAGUAUGGCGAAUAUCAAAUUUUAAUUGUACCUACACACCUAUCGAUUCGUGUAAA